Molecule: messenger RNA, 646 nt
Organism: Labrus mixtus (cuckoo wrasse)
Lineage: Eukaryota; Metazoa; Chordata; Actinopteri; Labriformes; Labridae
Gene: rec114
Product: REC114 meiotic recombination protein
Exons: 5
Coding region: 1-600 (199 amino acids)
Source: RefSeq, a predicted model, not a curated record
AUGCAAGCCCAUUGUUCAGCCCAGGUGUACGAGGCUGAUGGCGAUAAAACAGGAAUUUUUCUCAAAAUUUUGGAGUCUGGAUACUUGUUGGUUUUGCAGGGGCAGGAAAGUUUUGAUACAAUACCUCUGCUAUAUGCUUCAGAUUCUUGCAAAGUUCACCAGAAAUCUGACAACCUCAUGUUUCGAUUUACUCUGAAGGGAGAGAGCCGCAUGAUGAGGAUGCAGUUUGAUGGAAGUAGCAAGGCAGAGGCUAUCAAACAGUGUUCAAGUGCUGUGAAAAAACUGAUGGAGUACUUACCUGUCACCACACAGCAAGACACCCUGCCGGCUUCGAAUCAGACCCCUGCCGGGGAUUCUGUGCCAGUGAAACAGGUUUCCCACUUUGCAAUUCAAACAAUAAAAAUGUUGGAUUUAUCAAGCAUUAUUAUAUUAAUACACUUCUUAGGAGGGACUGCUGUGACUCUGCCUCAAGUGUAUCGCCACAGUUCUUUGGCACACAUCGACCUGGAGCCCGUCCUGCGUUUAUGUCUCCUUGAUCCCAGCUUUCCUGCGUUUGUGGAGAAUGUGGAGGGGGAGCUGAGGAAACUGCUUGAAGAAUGAGGAAUCUCAUCUACAGCUGAAGGCGAAGAGGUCAAGUCAGUGCAAU